ACAUGUUACUUGGGUCCCCGAACGUUGGAUAAAUAACGUGAAUUCUUUCAUGGUUCGGGGGUUUCUAAAACGAUAUCCAGAUGAUCCUCCAAGAAUGGAGGAGGCUUUACCAGAGGAGUGGACAAAGGUUGACCGGGUUCUGGAUGUCGAAUUUAAGAAUGGGAAAACAUUGUAUAGUGUUACUUUCACGAAGAUGGAUGUGGAUUUUCACAGUGUUAAGGAGGUCAAGAAAGCUUUUAUUAAAUGGCAAGGGUUACAUUAUGAUGAGGCGUGCUGGGAAGAAUCUAUUGAUACAAAAAAAGACUUGGACUUCCGUAAUGCAUACAAAGCCCGACUCGAGAACAUGAAGAUAAAAUUUCCCAUAAUUCCUCCUACUAUACGCAAGAAUAGAUCGAGAGCGAGACAGCAAUUUAUUGAAUUCAAACAGCAACCGCCGUAUAUCCCUUAUACUCUUAUGGACUAUCAACUCGAAGGUGUCAACUGGCUUCUUUACCAAUACCAGAACCAAUCCUCUUGUUUGCUCGCUGAUGACAUGGGCCUUGGGAAAACCAUUCAAGUGAUAUCAUUUCUAUCUAUCCUACACAGAGAACAUGGUGUAUUUCCUAGUCUUAUUGUAGUACCUAAAUCGACAGCCAUCAAUUGGGUAAGGGAAUUCAAGAAAUGGAGUCCAAUGUUGCAUGUCGUUGAGUAUCACGGUGAGGCAACGUCGAGGCAAAUGAUCGAAAAAUAUGAGCUGUUCCCAAGAGGGGACAAAAGUUUGGCUUGUCAUGUUGUUGUAACUACUUACGAAACAAUGAUGGGCUUUCCGGGAGUGUUUGCUCGCGUGCCAUUAUGGCAAGUGCUGGUUGUUGAUGAGGCACAUAGGUUGAAAGGCGGAAGUACUAGUCUGCUGUUUGCGACACUGAAGAAGAAAAUUAAAUUGAAGCAUCGAGUACUUCUUACCGGUACGCCCUUGCAGAACAACAUUGAAGAGCUGUUCAAUUUGAUGAAUUUUCUUGGACUGGAGGACUUUGAAGACCCAAAAGAGAUGGCUGAGGCGUAUGGAGAUUUGAAUAAAGAGCAAUUGGAACAGUUACAUGUAAAAUUAAAGCCUUAUUUUUUGCGGCGUAGUCGUGAACAAGUCCUAGGGUUUUUACCUCCAAAGGCCGAAAUAAUAGUUCCUGUGCAAAUGACAUCCCUUCAAAAGAAGCUGUGCAAAGAAAUUCUAGCAAAGAACGUAACACUUCUUCAGAGCAUUCUGAAAAAAACUCAACUUGGCGCUGGUCGUCGGAUGUCUCUUCAUAAUAUUCUCGUUGAACUGCGUAAAGUUCUUUGUCAUCCGUAUUUAAUACAUGGAAUCGAAGACACCGAUAUUGAGGAUGAGGAUAUUGUACAUAAAAAUUUAAUCGAAGCUAGCGGGAAGUUAAUGCUACUGCAGAAAAUGCUACUGAAGUUAAAAGAACGCGGGCAUAAAGUGUUAAUAUUUUCGCAGUACAAAAUGACUUUGGAUGUGAUUGAAGAUUUUUUGGUAGCAGAAGGCUGGGAAUACGUUAGGCUUGAUGGUGAUACUAGCGGAGAUGAGCGUCAGGAAAUGAUUGACGAAUUCCAAGCUCCAGGCUCAGAUAAAUUCGUAUUUCUAUUGACAACGCGGGCUGGAGGUGUUGGAUUAAACUUGACCGCGGCAGAUACUGUCUUUAUAUAUGAUCCUGACUACAAUCCUCAUAUGGAUAUGCAAGCAUUGAGUCGCGUGUAUAGAAUAGGGCAGGAAAAGAAAGUUCUUGUAUUUAGGUUUGUAACCAGAGCGUCAGCGGAAGAACGCAUAGUCCAAAUUGGUAAACGAAAAUUAGUCCUCGAUCAUUUGAUAGUCGAAAAAAUGGAAGAAGAAAACCUUGGGGCGAAUGAUGUCGAGAGCAUAAUCCGUUUUGGUGCUGAAUCCCUGUUCAAAGAUGAAGCAGACGAAACGCCGUUGAAAUAUGAUGAUAAAGACAUCGACAAACUGCUUGAUCGCAGUCAUCUGGUAAAGGAGAUUAAUAACCAAGAGGAAACAAAGAAUCUCAACGGACUUGCAUUUGCCAGGAUAUGGGAUACAGAUAAGAAAGACUAUGCUGAAUUUGUAGAUGAUGAACAAGAAGGUCAGAGUGAGGAUAUAUGGGAAAAAUUGUUGGAAGAGAGAUUAGCUCAUGCUACUGUUCAGGAGUCCACUCCGAAGGGACGAGGGAAAAGAAAGAGAACGAAAGUGAUCAAUUAUUAUGAACAAGACGUUGAUCAAUCGCCGUCAGCCAAAAGACGCCGAAAAAAGGAGAAGGAACGAGCAAAAGAAAUUGAUGACGAGUUUGUUCCUAAUGCUGAAGAUACUGAUAUCUCUAGUUCACUUGGAAGUGACGCAGACUUGGUCACUGAACAUCUUCCGGCUAUUGACCUCACUGAUACCGACAAAGAAAACUCUCCCGCACGCCCAGAACAUGCUACACCAGAAAUGGUUAAUCUCCAUACGUAUAAUAAUCAACCAACACAAAUGUACCGAGGUCAAGCAAUGAUGAAUCAACAACAACAUAUUAAUCAAGAAGACCACGACCAACAACAGUUAGCCCAAGCACAAUUGAGGGCUGUAGUAGAAGCCCAGGUUGCUAGAGCCCAAGCCCAAGCCCAGCUUCAAGCCGCUCAAAUGACCGCUGCUCAAGUUCAGGCUGCACGAUUACAAGCUGCCCAGCUUCAAUAUUAUUAUCCAAAUAAUCAACAAAGUGCUGCUUGGAUAGAAUAUCAGCGCCAAUACACCCAACGUCUUGUUGAAAUUUAUGAAGAGCGUCACCGCCGUGCAGUUAUGCAACAGUCUCCACCUGGGAUACAACAACUCGUGGUUUCUCCCACUUCUUUUCCAAGUGCACUACAGUCAUCACUUGAGAGCGGGCAAGAGCAGUCAUCAUUAACUCCUACUACCUCUCCUCAAAACACAUCUGGUAGUGAACAAGAACGAUUUUCACAGAUUUCCUUCAUCCCUUCUCAAAAUGCCUCUUCGUCUGAAAAGGAACAAGAACAAACCUUACCAACUUCUUCUCAAAGUGCUUCGCUAUCUGAGAAGAGACAAGAGCAAACCUCAUCAACCCCUUUUCAAAGUUCACUCUCGCCAUCUUCAUCUGGAAACAACCGAGAGAAAGCCUCACCAAUUUCGCUCUUUCCUUCUCAAACUACGCUUCCGUCAUCUCCAUCCGAGAAACGACAAGAGCAGUCUUCUUCAGUCUCUUCAGAGAGUAUUCUUCAAUCGUUACCAUCCGGGAAUGAUCAGGAUCAAUCCUCGCCGAGUCCUUCUCAACAGUCGACUCAAACUGAAAAGAUGCAAGAGCAGACCUUUCCCAUCUCUUCUCGAAAUACGCUUCAGUCAUCCGAAAAGAAACAAGAUCAGCCUUCUUCAGUCUCUCCUGAUAGUAUACUUCAAUCGCUACCAUCUGGGAAUGAUCAUGAUCAAUCCUCGCCGAGUACUUCUCAACAGUUUCCUGUCUCUUCUCAAACUACGUUUCAUUCAUCUGAAAAGGGACAAGACUCUUCUGAUAGUAUACUUCAAUCGUUACCAUCCAGGAAUGAUCAAGAUCAAUCCUCUCCGAGUCCUUCUCAACAGUCAACUCAAACUGAAAAGAUACAAGAACUCAUGUCUUCUCAAACUACGCUUCAAUCAUCUGAAAAGAGACAAGAGCAGUCUUCUUCAGUCUCUUCUGAUAGUAUACUUCAAUCGUUACCAUCUGGGAAUGAUCAUGAUCAAUCCUCGCCGAGUCUUCAAGUGUCAAUCCAAGCUGAAAAAAUACAAGAACAAACUUUCCCCACCUCUCCUCAAAAUACACCACAGCCUUUUACACCAGAGAAUAGGCAAGAGCAAUCCUCCCCAACUUCGUCCUCUCCACAACAAGUAACAGAACCUUCAUUACUUCCGGACUCUCCACCUCAUCACGAAGUCCACGUUCUUAUCCAGCAAACUCCUCCUCCUCAAGUAACACUAAUAACGCCCCCACCAUUGCGUCACACACGACGUUCAGCGAGGCAAAGGGAGAUUGAUGAGCUGCUGGCGUUCAUCGAAGCUAUACAGCAGAGUGAUGAACCUAUUAAAAGACGAAAACGUGCAAUGGAAGCAAUAUAUUCUAAACUACAAGAAUUGAGUUAUGACGUGGAUGAUUACUUUAAAGGUCGUCUGGAAAACCAUGACAUCGAUCCUGCCAUCAUACCUUCUCAGGUUUUAGUCAAAAAUAAAAGGACGACUCGGAAUAAUGGGAGGGGGAAUACCAAUAUUGCAAAAGCCGUACGAUAG
Molecule: messenger RNA, 4273 nt
Organism: Paraglomus occultum
Lineage: Eukaryota; Fungi; Glomeromycota; Glomeromycetes; Paraglomerales; Paraglomeraceae
Source: the annotation of a GenBank genome assembly